Olea europaea var. sylvestris is the source of this 1442-nucleotide messenger RNA. RefSeq names its product polynucleotide 3'-phosphatase ZDP. The coding region runs from base 17 to 1225 and encodes 402 amino acids. Gene Ontology annotation, molecular function: ATP-dependent polydeoxyribonucleotide 5'-hydroxyl-kinase activity; zinc ion binding; polynucleotide 3'-phosphatase activity. The record is from RefSeq and is a predicted model, not a curated record. Gene Ontology annotation, biological process: DNA repair. Lineage: Eukaryota; Viridiplantae; Streptophyta; Magnoliopsida; Lamiales; Oleaceae. The transcript is spliced from 12 exons.
UGAAUUCCAAUGACCAAUGCUGAUGUCUCCAAUUUUUUCCUUCAUUAAAAUCGCCCAUGUCCAUAAGCCCAGAAAUUUAAACCCUAAUCUCAAAUUUUUAUACAAAAAAACUCUAAGCCAUAUUUCUACUCGCUUCCAUCUAUGCACUGUUUCAGUAGCAAUGUCGUCAGCUUCCGUUAAAAUAGUGGCGGAGUAUGCGAAAUCAGGCAGGUCUUCGUGUAAAAAAUGCUCGAAAAGCAUCGCUUCUAGUUCGCUGAGGCUGGGAUUGGUCAGCAAAGAUCCCCGAGGCUUUGAUAUGACCAAGUGGCAUCACUUUAAUUGCUUUCCAUUUACUGAUUCUAAUGCCAUUUCCUCCGCUGAAGCCAUCACAGGUUUCUCAUCCCUCAAGACCAGUGAUCAGGAGGCUCUAAAGAAGUUAGCCAAUGAAGGAGCUCAGACUUCGAUGAAGAUAUCUGAUGGAAAGAAAGAUACAGCUGCCGUAAGUGUGAAAAGAGGUGCCAAAGGACUGAAGAUUAAUCAUACAGAUGAUGUGGAGUCUAAUGAGCAAAAGCAAGGGAACUUUAAGAAACAAAAGUUGUCUACACCUAGUGAAGGAGGAGAGUUGGAGAUAGCUUUCUCUGCUUCUGAUAUUAAGGAGAAGUACAAGGACACUAUGCUGUUGCCUAAAUGGAAGGCUUUCCAGACAAUUAUAUUUCUUGAACGGGAUGAUGGUCUUCGUGAUUCAAGUAAAAUUGCAGCAUUUGAUUUUGAUGGGUGUCUUGCGAAGACAUCUGUUAAAAGAGUAGGUGCAGAUGCUUGGUCCGUCAUGUAUCCUUCCAUACCAGAGAAGCUCAAGAGUUUAUAUAAUGACGACUACAAGCUGGUCAUCUUCACUAAUGAAUCCAAUAUUGAGCGCUGGAAGAAUAAGAGACAGGCUGCUGUAGAUUCAAAAAUUGGACGACUUGAAAAUUUCAUUAAGCUCGUAGAAGUUCCCAUUCAGGUUUUCAUUGCCUGUGGAGUCAAUUCUGGGCAACUAGAGGAUCCCUUUCGCAAACCGAAACCUGGCAUGUGGAGAAUUAUGGAGAAACAGUUUAAUUCUGGUCUCCCAAUUGACAUGGAUAGAUCCUUUUAUGUUGGUGAUGCGGCUGGAAGACCCAAUGAUCACAGUGACGCUGACAUAAAAUUUGCACAGGCUAUUGGACUAAAAUUUUAUGUCCCGGAGGAGUUCUUCAUGAGUUCAGCGUAGUUUCUGGUUUGUAUUUUUCGGAAUUGAAUUCCAAUACUUUGGCCAUUGUAUAGUGUUGAUUGGCAGAUGAAAACGGAGUGUGUUCCAUGUAUUGAAAUUUACUGGGAUACCUGUCUUGAACACAAAUCAUCUGACUUACUCUUUCCAUCUUUUGUACUUAUGUCUUGUGCUAUGCUCAGUUGAGCCAUGCAUCUAGAUGAGUGGAUCUUCUCUUCCA